Molecule: messenger RNA, 2721 nt
Organism: Sipha flava (yellow sugarcane aphid)
Lineage: Eukaryota; Metazoa; Arthropoda; Insecta; Hemiptera; Aphididae
Product: sodium- and chloride-dependent GABA transporter 2-like
Exons: 13
Coding region: 481-2577 (698 amino acids)
Biological process (GO): sodium ion transmembrane transport
Cellular component (GO): membrane
Source: RefSeq, a predicted model, not a curated record
UUAACAAUUCGUCGCGCUACUUUGCCAUAGGUACGUAAGUUCGUGUUUACGCUCAGACGCCGUCAUGCGGUUGUUCGGAUUAGUCAUUCGGCGACGGGAAUAGUUCAAACCGCGAGAUGGAGAAAUUUAAAAGCUUUUAAUUUAUUUUAUUUUAUAUUAUUUAUUUAUUUAUUUUUUUUUAUCGCAGUAUACAUUCCAGUGUUUUGUUUUUUGCUAUUAUUAUUUAGUUUUUUUUGUCGUAUAAAUAUCUUGUGUCUCGAUACUCGCAUCGUUCUGCAAAUAUAUGGGAAAAUAUAUAGUUAAUUGGGAAGAAUUUUACUUAGUAAAUUGGAAAAUUGGUGAGAAACUAUAAGUUGAGAAUAUGCCUCUGCACCACUAGAAAUUGGAUCUAAUUUACGCCACUGGACUCCGGCCUUUUAGGGUGCAAUAAAUAUUUCUGGCUCAGAGUCAACAAUGAGUAUUAUUGUAUAUUGAUUCAGUAUGCUGGACGUGGAAGAAAAAUGUAUCAAAUUAAACAUAACAUACGAACAGCCAAGAUCACAGACACCCCAGAGAGAACAGAGAGAAGAAUGGGGCAACAAACUAGAUUUUUUAUUUUCGUGCAUAAGCGUAUCUGUUGGUUUAGGGAAUGUUUGGAGAUUUCCAUACUUAUGCUACAAACACGGAGGAGGGGCAUUUUUAGUAACUUACUUUAUAGCCAUGGUAUUUUGUGGAAUACCAAUAUUUUUUCAAGAAGUUGCAAUCGGACAGUAUUUGGGUUCUGGAGGAAUGACGUUAGUCGGAAAACUGUGUCCAAUACUUUCCGGUACAGGAUAUGCAACGAUGACCAUAGUUUUUUUGUUGGACGUAUAUUAUUGUGUAAUUGUGGCUUGGACAUUUUUCUACUUGGCAAGUUGUUUUCUAUCGUUUCCCGACUUACCAUGGGAAAGCUGUAAUAACUGGUGGAACACGGAAAAUUGUCUUAUGCCAACAAGUUUUAAUAAGACUCGCGAGUAUUUUAGUUCGGAUACAAUAAUACGAAUGUUUAAUACCAUGCCAUCAAUACUCAAUAAUAAUUUAGAACCGUGGAACAAAGUAAUUUUUAAUAGAUCGUAUGCACCGAAGGAAGAGUUUUUUAAAAACAAUAGUCAGUUCACGGAUUUUUGCCACACUAUUAAAUUGUUGCCUAUCGAUGAUUUGGAAAACUUCACUGGCAUAGGAGAUAACAAUUCUUCUACCUCUAUCUCGCAGGAAAAUGGUAAAUUAUUUAAUCAACUGCGCCAACACUGUAUUAAUGUUACAACAAAGACACCAGCUGAAGAAUACUGGGAGAGAAGAGUACUUAUGCUGUCCAGUGGUAUUGAAGAUAUCGGAGGUAUGCAAUGGGAACUCUUAUUCCUAUUAGGAUUAUCGUGGAUAUUGAUCUACGUGAUUUUGGGUAAAGGUCUCAGUCAAAGUGGAAAGAUAGUGUGGUUCAUAGCAAUGUUUCCAUAUUUAAUAAUGGGAUCAUUGUUGAUCAGAGCAGUGACAUUGGAAGGUGCUGGCGAAGGUAUCAGAUAUCUGAUCACUCCACGAUGGGAAAGUCUAAUGAAUUCAGAUACUUGGAUAGAAGGAACCACACAAAUUUUCUUCGGCUACAGUGUAGGUGUAGGCACUUUACCGGCUCUUGGGUCAUUCAAUCAGUUUCAUCACAAUUGCUACAGGGAUGCAGUUUUAACCUGUGUCAUCAACACGCUCACGUCUAUCAUACCCAGUUUGAUAACGUUUAGUAUAUUAGGUUUCAUCGCUACUUUCCAGGGAUCUACGGUCAAUGAUGUAGUGGAAAGUGGGCCGGGAUUAGUAUUUAUAACUUAUCCUCAAGUGGUGCUUCAAUUGCCGGGAGCGAGGAUAUGGGCGAUCAUAUUUUUCGUCAUGCUCGCUAUGAUUGGCAUUGAUAGUGAAUUUUGUAACGUCGAGUCGUUCAUAACAGGACUGACUGAUAAGUGGUCUAAAUACUUGCAUGCCAAACGAAAAACAUUUACAAUGUCGGUGUGCAUGGGUAUGUUUGUGUUGAGUUCGUCGAUGGUGACCAAUGGUGGAAUGUAUAUUUUUCAACUUAUGGAUAUGUAUUCGGCUUCUGGAAUAUCGUUGCUUUGGGUAUGCUUUUUUCAGACAGUAGCGAUAUCGUGGUUUUUCGGAGCCGACCGAUUUCGCGAAUGUAUCAACCAGAUGCUUGGUUUCCGACCAAAUUUAUUCUGGUAUAUAUGUUGGGUAUAUCUCGCACCUUUUGUGAUGAUUACGGUAUUUAUAUUUUACGUUAUUAAAUAUGAGCCGGUGAUGUAUGGAACCCACUAUAGAUAUCCGUGGUGGGGCGAAGGAUUAGGAAUCACGAUAUCUUUGAUGUCCAUGAUCUGGAUACCGUUGUAUGCUGUAUAUUACUUAAUGUCAGAACCGGGAACUUUAAAACAAAAGCUUCAAAGAGGCUUAACACCCAUUCCAGAAGUUCAUUGCAGAAUCAAGAUAAAAAAAGAAUCCAAGAACAUAGUUGAUAAAGGACUGCAACUAAUGGAAUGUAGCACUUUGGUUUACUGUGACAAUAAUGCUAGUAAAAAUAUAUGAAACCAAUUAGUAUUAUAGUUAACUAUGUAUAUGAUGUUAAAUGUUCCAUUAUUAUUACUCCAGAGGUAUUAUUUUUAUUUAUAAGUUUAAAAUAGGUUAUAGUAAAAAUAUUAAGACAAUGAUAUAAAAUUCUAUUUUAUUGCC